Molecule: messenger RNA, 332 nt
Organism: Tripterygium wilfordii
Lineage: Eukaryota; Viridiplantae; Streptophyta; Magnoliopsida; Celastrales; Celastraceae
Exons: 2
Coding region: 30-332 (100 amino acids)
Source: RefSeq, a predicted model, not a curated record
CAUUAUUAACCCGUUAUUUGAUCUUCCCAAUGAAUUCCAAUGGGGGUAAACCAUUAAGCAUUCAUCCAAAUCAUUGGACAAUAUUGGUGUUGGAUGGUGAAGCUUCUGAAUGGACUCAUUACAAUAGCAAUAAGCCCAGGGCAGGGACAAAAGAUUAUUACCUGGAGGAUGCAAGGACUGUGAAACAGUACGUGGAAAAGAAAAUGAAAGAACAUUACAUAGAUAGAAUGGUUGAACGUGGAUUAGAUGUGGAUGUCGAUAGCCUUGAUACUGAGUACAAUUUCCCAUUGGUGUCAGCAAAGAAAUGCCCUCAACAACGGACCGGAUCAUAA